CCCUAAUUCCUCACUAACAAAACCUUCAUCGUUUUCACUCUCCAUUUUUCUCAGUCUCCAAAUCAGCCUCUCAUCGCGCACGCAGACGCAAGAAUCAUCUGAAGAUGCCGUUCAAGAGGUACGUGGAGAUCGGGAGGGUGGCCCUCGUCAACUACGGAAAGGACUAUGGCAGGCUUGUCGUCAUUGUUGACGUCAUUGACCAGAACCGGGCUCUAGUGGAUUCUCCCGACAUGGUAAGGGGUCAGAUGAAUUUCAAGAGACUCUCUCUUACGGAUAUCAAGAUUGAUAUCAAAAGGGUUCCAAACAAGAAGACUCUUAUAGCUGCCAUGGAAGCUGCUGAUGUUAAGGGCAAAUGGGAGAAGAGCUCAUGGGGAAGGAAGCUGAUUGUUCAGAAGAGAAGGGCUGCCCUCAACGAUUUUGACCGAUUCAAGCUCAUGCUAGCAAAGAUCAAGAAAGCUGGUGUCGUCCGACAGGAGCUUGCAAAACUUAAGAAAGAGAUUGCAGUCUGAGAAAGUACAAUUUUUUAAGAAUUUGGAGUACGGAUUUCAAACUAUUUAUUACGCGCAUAUUUACUUGUCCUCGGGAUAUUCACAAAAGGAAAGAUACUCGAAUUUUGCCUCUGUUGUGUUUGCCUUCGUUUGGAAAUCGUUGUCUCAGACCUUAUUCUUCUUUUGGUAGUUGGAUUGGCCCCUGGCAUUUUCCCUUUCUGCAGUAAUUAGUUUCUGAUUUUCUUAUAAUGCUGUUUCUAUGCUUUGAAUUUAGUGACGAGUGUUGUUUGCUUUUCA
This is a messenger RNA of Erythranthe guttata (spotted monkey flower), 785 nucleotides long. RefSeq names its product Ribosomal protein L14. Gene Ontology annotation, molecular function: structural constituent of ribosome; RNA binding. Gene Ontology annotation, biological process: ribosomal large subunit biogenesis; translation. NCBI's taxonomy places the organism in Eukaryota, Viridiplantae, Streptophyta, Magnoliopsida, Lamiales, Phrymaceae. Gene Ontology annotation, cellular component: ribosome; cytosolic large ribosomal subunit. The record is from RefSeq and is a predicted model, not a curated record.